AUUUCGGGUCGCGCUGAUGCGGAAACCAAGCGCACAAAGCUAGCCCAAAUUGAACGGCAUCGCGGUGAAGUCACUAUAGAUAAUUAGCUUGUGUAGCGUUCGCGUUGCUAAUCUGUUAGCAUCUUGAUAUAUGUGAUUGAAAUAGGGACAUUUUAAAAGACAAUAAACAUGUCUGGCAGCGCAGGGGAAUGGUGUCUGAUGGAGAGUGACCCUGGGGUGUUCACGGAGCUUAUCAAAGGUUUUGGUUGCAAAGGAGCCCAAGUUGAAGAGAUUUGGAGUAUGGAGCCGGAGAAUUUUGAGAACUUAAAACCAGUUCAUGGCUUGAUUUUUCUGUUCAAAUGGCAACCCGGAGAAGAGCCAGCCGGAUCAAUUGUUCAGGACUCAAGGCUAGACCAUAUCUUUUUUGCCAAACAGGUCAUCAAUAAUGCUUGUGCGACCCAGGCCAUAGUCAGUGUCCUGCUCAACUGCUCCCAUUCCGACAUCGUGCUGGGCGACACACUGUCAGAGUUCCGAGAGUUUUCCCAAAGUUUUGAUGCAGCUAUGAAAGGUUUGGCUCUCAGCAAUUCAGAGGUGAUUCGGCAGGUUCACAACAGCUUUGCCAGGCAGCAGAUGUUUGAAUUUGAUGCAAAAUCUUCAGCUAAGGACGAAGACGCCUUCCACUUUGUCAGCUAUGUUCCUGUAAACGGCAGACUGUACGAGCUGGAUGGACUUCGAGAGGGACCGAUUGAUUUGGGCGCAUGCAACCAAGAUGACUGGAUCAAUGCAGUUCGACCAGUGAUUGAGAAGAGAAUACAAAAGUACAGUGAAGGUGAAAUCAGGUUCAACCUAAUGUCGAUUGUGUCUGACAGAAAGAUGAUUUAUGAGAAGAAAAUUGCAGAACUUCAGGCACAGCUGACUGAGGAUGAGCCAAUGGACACAGACCAGAGCAGUUCCUUCCUAAGCUCCAUCCAGUCAGAAAUUGCCAAGUACCAGCUCCUCAUUGAGGAAGAAAAUCAGAAACUUAAAAGAUAUAAGAUUGAAAAUAUUCGACGGAAGCACAAUUACCUCCCUUUUAUCAUGGAGUUGCUGAAAACACUGGCAGAAUACCAGCAAUUAAUGCCAUUGGUAGAGAAGGCAAAGGAGAAACAAAGUGCUAAAAAAGCUCAAGAGGCAAAGUGAACGAGAGACGCCACCAAGAGAAGCUUGUGAUCCCACGCAGAAACGCACGAAGAACGGCAGUCCCCUUCACUGAGCAGCGUAAUCCUGUUUGACAGCAGCUAUGACAGCCAUGUGGGCGUCGCUCUCACACCAUGCAGCCACAGCGAACUGCACAGACUGCCCAGCAUAAAUUAUCAUUGUCACCAUGUGUGUUCAUCAGCUGUAAUGCAUGAUUGAAGGAAAAUUGUACCAUGUUCUGUCCUAUUUUCAUAAUAAAAACGUCCUAAUGUUUGUGAA
Messenger RNA from Oryzias latipes (Japanese medaka), 1434 nucleotides. It is a transcript of the gene uchl5, whose product is annotated as ubiquitin carboxyl-terminal hydrolase L5. NCBI's taxonomy places the organism in Eukaryota, Metazoa, Chordata, Actinopteri, Beloniformes, Adrianichthyidae. The record is from RefSeq and is a predicted model, not a curated record. Gene Ontology annotation, biological process: protein deubiquitination; ubiquitin-dependent protein catabolic process. Gene Ontology annotation, molecular function: proteasome binding; cysteine-type deubiquitinase activity. Gene Ontology annotation, cellular component: Ino80 complex; cytoplasm.